Molecule: messenger RNA, 2040 nt
Organism: Dovyalis caffra
Lineage: Eukaryota; Viridiplantae; Streptophyta; Magnoliopsida; Malpighiales; Salicaceae
Source: the annotation of a GenBank genome assembly
AUGACCACACCCUCUUGCUUUGCAGUACUUGAUCAAGGUGGCAACAUUUUAAAGAAAAUGAAACCUCAUACUUCUACUAUAUCCGAUGAUGUGGCUAUCACGUGCAUUGCAGAGACGGUGGAUGUUUUAAAUUUUGCGAAUUUAAUUUCCACUUUAACAAUCAAUGGAGAUACUCAGAUUUGGACUGUCAUACUCUCCACUAACAACAACGGUGAUGUUAAUAAAUCAUCAACGUUGAAAUUAAUCGAGAGUCUAUCUAGCAAGCGAUUUCAGAAUUUUCACCAACCAACCUUCUUUGGCAGGAAGUACUUUCUAGAAUUCUUCCUGCAAGCCAUGCAAGGCUCUCUUCACUUCUCCACCACCACCACCCCACCUGCACCCUCAAUCUCCAAACAUUCACCAUUAAUCAAAUGCAAAAUCAUCAUUAACCCUUCCAAGAAAAGUACUGUUAGUCCCAUAAAACUGCCAACGUCACCACCAGUACCAUUGCCUGAAGUGGCAACACCAGUUCUCGAAUCUGAACCAACAUCCUUCCCGAUAAAAAAACCUAGCUUCCCAACUCAUCUAAACCCUUUUCAAAGUCUUGUAGCCGCUGUUUUAGACAAAAUUGAAGCCUCACUAAUUGUACCGUUUGAGAAAAAUCUUGUAUUGCCUAAAACGGUUGACCCAGCGGUUCAAAUAUCAGGUAAUUUCGCGCCGGUUCAAGAGUGUCCGGUUCGUCACAGUUUGGAAGUUGAGGGGCAGAUUCCUGAUGCCGUACGAGGUGUUUACUUGCGCAACGGCGCUAAUCCUCUGCAUGCACCCACAGGUGGACAUCACUUGUUUGAUGGCGAUGGUAUGAUCCAUGCCGUUACCUUGGGCGUCGGAAACCGAGCCAGCUAUAGCUGUAGAUACACCCGCACAAGCCGGCUCGAGCAGGAAGCCGAACUGGGAAGGCAUUUGUUUCCGAAGCCAAUUGGUGAGUUGCAUGGUCACUUGGGUUUGGCUCGGCUGGCUCUUUUCAUGGCUCGAGCUGGAGUCGGUUUGGUUGAUGGGACACGUGGCAGUGGUGUAGCCAAUGCUGGGCUUGUUAAUUUCAACGGUAGAUUAUUGGCCAUGUCAGAGGAUGAUCUUCCUUAUCAUAUUAAGAUCAAGAGCGAUGGCGAUCUUGAAACGAUCGGACGGUUCAAUUUUGAUGGUCAGCUUGAUUGUCCUAUGAUUGCACACCCUAAGGUGGACCCCAUAACUGGUGAGCUCCAUGCACUUAGUUACAACGUUACUAAGAAACCCUAUCUGAAGUACUUUAGAUUUGAUACAUGUGGUAAGAAAUCACGUGACUUGAACGUUACGUUGGACCAACCAACCAUGAUUCAUGACUUUGCGAUAACAAAAAAUUUUGUGUUGAUCCCGGAUCACCAAGUUGUGUUCAAGUUAUCCGAAAUGAUUCGGGGCGGUUCACCGGCAAUUUAUGAUCAAAACAAAACUUCGCGGUUUGGAAUUUUGUCAAAAACUGAUGUUGAUGAGUCAGGAAUGCAGUGGAUUGAUCGGGUCGUGCGUGGACCCCCCGAUUCCAUCUUCAACCAAUCCGAAUGCCCCCUCCGGAGUGAGUUGUCAGAAAUCCGGUUGAAUUUGACAACAGGAGGGUCGACUCGACGGGUCAUUGUGUCGGGCAUGAAUUUGGAAGCGGGUCAAGUAAAUCGAGGACUUCUGGGUCAAAAAACCCGGUUUGUUUACUUGGCAAUAGCAGAACCUUGGCCAAAGUGUAGUGGAAUUGCAAAAGUUGAUUUAGAGACUAAUGAGGUGACAAAAUUUAUGUACGGUGCAGGUAGGUUUGGUGGUGAGCCAUGUUACGUGCCCAAAAAUGGAAAUAUUGACAGUAAUGAAAUAAGUAGUGAUGAUGAUGGUGAAGGGUUUAUACUGGGCUUUGUGAGAGAUGAGAAAAAAGAGAGGUCCGAAUUGGUGAUAGUGAAUUCAUCAAGCAUGGAGCAAGUAGCUUCGGUGAAAAUUCCCACUAGAGUGCCCUACGGGUUCCAUGGUACUUUUGUUAAUUUGGGAACAUGA